This is a messenger RNA of Prorocentrum cordatum, 615 nucleotides long. NCBI's taxonomy places the organism in Eukaryota, Dinophyceae, Prorocentrales, Prorocentraceae. The record is from the annotation of a GenBank genome assembly.
AUGGGUCCACCGUCCGGUCCAAGCUCUCCGCACACUUUCAGCACGAGGGCGCGGGAUCCUGGAUAUUAUCUGGACGGCUCUGUUUCUGAAACGCACCGAUUGGGCCCCAGACCCAGACAGCCAGCAGCCGCAGGCCCAGGCGGCGACCGGCCCCUGCGGCAGGUGUCGACCCAGACCCAAACGGCUACCACGGCGAUGCUGCGCAACUUACCAUGUGGCUUGACACGCAAGGCUUUGAUUUGGACUUUGAACAACAAGGGUUUUGCAGGGCUUUACGACUUCGUCUACGUGCCUAUAGACUGUGAGAGUGGGCUCUGCAUGGGAUUCGCCUUCGUGAACCUGACUUCCGCGGAGCACGUGCAGUACCUCAAAGAGGCUUUUGACGGUCACAGCCGUUGGUCUACCAGAUUACGUGCGUGCCCGAAGGUCUGCAGCGUUACCCUGUCCAAGACGCAGGGCCUGGCGGCAAACAUCGAGCGCUAUCGGAACAGCCCCGUAUUGGGCGACCAGGUCCCUGAGAGCUUCAAGCCCGCGCUCUUCGUCGGCGGGAGGCAGGUUUCCUUCCCCGAGCCCGUGAGGAGAUCGAGGCUGCCUGUGAGAGCCCACGGGCAGUAG